CACAAUCCAUAAACACCCCUGUUAAGCACAUGUAAAAAUAGGCCAUAAACGGUCAAUUGAAUGUUGGCUUGGGAAAAUAACUGAAAGUCAGGACACAUUGUGAGUGCAACCGCCUCUUUCUUCUACACUCCAGCGAGAGCAGAUCCGUCACGUUCACGGUUGCUCACAAUCUUCUGCGUGCUCCUCUCUCUACUCGUCAACUGCAAAAUUUAGGCUCCAGAGACUAGAAAGCUAUAACGAGCGAUGAUUAUUGGUUCCUACACAAUUGCCUGCGUCAAGGUAUAUUUCGAGUGUGGAAGUUACGAAUGCGAUGUCGAGCAUUGACUACCAAAACCGAGGCAGAUUCAGCAUUUGGGCUCCGCUUUCUCUCUACAAUGUGUUUAUCAUUCGGAGCUCCAGCUACCAGAAACUGCCAUCAGAGCCGCUCAAACUCUCUGUUCUCAAAUUAGACGGCUCUUCAUUCGUGGUUAAUGUCCCAAGGAAUGCUACUGUGGCGGACCUGAAGUUAGCUAUUGAGCAAGUUUUCGAUUUUUCCUGCGAGGGCGAAGACAUAAUUCUAUGGUCACUUGUAUGGAGCCAAUUCUGUUUGUGUUAUGCAGCUCAGAAGCUCACAAAUGACAAAGCUUGCGUUCGGAGCUUAGGGAUCAAAGAUGGUGAUCAGCUUCAAUUUAUGCGGCAUAUGAUGAUUGAAGGAAUUGAAUGCAAAACGGAAAAGCAACCAUCCAAAAGUGCAGAAGAUCACCCCGAUCAAUACUCAGUGAUAAAUAUUUGUGAAGCAAGUCAGAGUAACAACAUGUGCCUUAACAAUAAACAAAGCACUUGUUUCGAGAUUGUUGAAGAGAAGCGGAAGGACACGAUGCAUGCACCAGAAUUCAAGUUUGCUCAUCUUGUGAAAGGGUGGUUAAAACAACCAAAAUUUUGGCAUUCAAAAGGAAAAGGACUUCGAGAAUGCAACCGACCUUCAGUAUUUCGUUGUCAGUGGGUCAGAUCAUGAGUAUAUUAAGGAGGUGGUUGGGGAUGGGAUGGGCAUGUGAGUUCAAAUUCAUCUUUUAUCUACUCUAGAAUCUUGAUGUCAUUCUGAGAUGGGAUAGGCACAAUACUUUUUGCAUGCAUGUGUCUCACAGCAUUAGCUUUUGUACCACUGCUGAAACCAAGCAUUUGGGUUGAUCUAGAGAAGGAGAAUUAGAUGGGGAACUUCAGAGCACAACCAAACCAAUCUCUAACCAACUUAUCCCCAUGGAUAAUAUUAGACACAUUAAAGAGUGC
Molecule: messenger RNA, 1266 nt
Organism: Cuscuta epithymum
Lineage: Eukaryota; Viridiplantae; Streptophyta; Magnoliopsida; Solanales; Convolvulaceae
Source: the annotation of a GenBank genome assembly